UCCCGUGAUUGGUGCCUGGCUCCCUUUUCUGCCCCCGCAGAGCCAGAGCCAGUGGAAGCCAAACAGACCGGGUGGGCUGCAGUCCCCGGCAGGGCAGCAGAGGAAGAGGUGGACUGUCACUUCCAGGAGGGGUCACGCCUGCCCCUUCCGUCGCCCUGUCACCCUCAAGAGUCGCCGUGGGGUUAGGAGGCGGUUUGGUCUCUGCCUUGUGUGGACGUUACUUGUUCUGCACGCUCAGCUCUUCAGUGUGGAUGGCAGAAGUCAGGGAACAGGUGCAGGGAUUCCCCGGUGAAGACGGAUGCCCACAGCCUGCCAGCCUGCACGUUGAAGAUUCUGUCGCAGCGUCCUUGGGCUCACGAAAGCUGCUCCAGUUCCAAGAUGCUGUGCACCCCACCUGCUCUGAAUGGGACCCCCAGUGUGGGAAGCACUCCCACCAGGUAAGGAAGGGGAGGGGAGGGGAGACCGGCCUUGACCAUGGUGUUCCUCUGAGUUCCCUGCUCCAUCCUUCCCCCACCUGGCUCACCCCCAUAUCUCCCAUCAGGAGCCCAAGCCACAAACCACCCAGGCCCAACACAGGUGGGUCUGUGGCCACCAGGGGCUCAGUUACCCAGGGGGGCAGGGGAGGAGGCAUCCAGGGAUCCCAGAUGCCCAGCCCUUGGACAGAGACACCCUCAUACCCUGCCAGCUGCCCCUACGCACACGCUCAGCCCCUCACCCCACAGCCUGGUGGGCCUGCCUCAACCCGGAGACACACGCAGGGCCUCGCUCACAUGCACAGAGGAGAGGAACAGGGUGACCCCACAGCCGGGAACAGACGUCAGGAUGGGAGAGGAAUGUCACUUAGUGCCAGGCCGGGAGCACCCACCAAUCUGCUCCCUGCAGCCCUGGCGCCCAACUGGACACCUCUCAUAGGCACUGCCCUGGCUGCCUCUGCCCCUCCCCUACCCCGGACCCAGCCAGCAGGCUGUGGCUUCAGUGUGAGGUUAGGCAGAGCCCCCAUCCCCCACAGCUGCAGUGGCCGAACACACAGAGGGAACAGGUGGUUCCUGGACAUGGCCAGGGGACGUCUCGGGCCCCAGAGCCUGUGCAGCUCCAAGGGACUCAGGAGGAGGAACUGGGACCUUAAGAGCCUGAGGGAGGGGCGUCCCGGGAGAGAAGGGAUGAGCGGGGACAAGGGGGAGGAGCAUGGGGCCCUCAUCCUCACAGGCAGGUGACAAGGGCUCCCACAUGGCUUCAGGUCAUUCUCCCCACAGCCCUGGGCACUCGUGCUGCCCCCACCUUUCCGAUGAGAGGAUGUGGCGGAGCCGAGUCAUCAGGGCAGGGGCAGGAUUCCCAGCAGGCCUCUCUGCCUGCGAACCACGAGAUCUUCCUCGUGCCUUAGGCGACACAGCAGAAAACAACUGGCAGUUCCAGGGCCCGUCAGGCAGAUGUGGGGCUCGGGCCGGGCCAUGAGCUCCAGGAAGGGCCCUGGACUACGAAUGUGGGGACAGAGGCUUCGAUCCAGGCAUUGCACUUCUGAGAUGCCUGGCCAUGGGCGUCUCUCAGCCUCAGUUUUCUCAUCUGUACAAUGGGAGGGCUGACCCCUCAGUUGAUGGUGUGAGGGUUCACAUGAGACCUUGAAGCUGGCACACCUACAAACGCGGGCCGAGGCAGCCUCGGGGCCGGGCUGGGCUCUGAGCCCUCUUCUUUGGCUCCCCUUUACCUGGGCCCUCACUCCUGACCUGCUUUGUGCAUCCAUCCACCCACCCUUCCACCCAGCCAUUCAAGAGACACACUCACUGUGGGCACAGCUGCUCCCCGCUGGGCCCUGCGGGGAAACCCCCCAAGGAACAAGAUGCUGUCGCUGAGGCCCAAAGCCCCACCCAGACCAGCAAGAGCGGCCGCUGGCGGAGGAAGACUGGACAUGGGGGAACUUGAUGGCCGCCAGCCUAAGACAAAGCCUGGCGGCACCUCCGGGAGCCUCUCCACAUCAGGCCCCCCAGCUUUGAGCACGGCCUGCAGCCCAGCCCUGGGAGCGCCCCAGGGGCAGCCCAGCCCUGGCCACACAGCCCUGUGCUGGAGGAGGCUCCCCCCUGCCCCCAGCUUUUCUCCUGUCCCCACCCCCACACUCACACCCCCCUCCCCCUGCGGCCCCCGCCUCCUGUCACCUGCGCUUCCCACAGAGGCGGGGGGGGGGGCAGGGAGGGGCCACCGCGCAGGGACCCAGGGAAGGGGUCUUCUUCGGCUGCUGUCAGUCUCCCGACGAGUGAGGGAAGCGCAGCUGGCAAUGCAGAGGGGCCCCGCCUCCUCCUGGCAGCCCCAGUGGGAACCUGUGAGCCGUGCAGAGGCCCUGGGCCAGACCCUCGCUGCUGUGCAGGUGCCGCAGCCUGGAAGGUGCAGCCCCACCCCACCCCACCCCUACCCCGCCCUCGGCACCUGCCGGGCCCUGCACAUCACUCUCCUUGCCUCCUCCCAGCCUGCCCCAGCAAGGUCGUGCUCCACUUCCCAGGUGAGCCACGGAGCCCUCCAGGUACAGUCACGGCCCAGCCAGGCGGCACGCGGGACAGACCACUCCCACCCAGGACCUGGGCCCGCAGGGUCCACAGUCCUCCGUGCUGUCUUGGGGCCCCUAGAUGCUCCCCCUCCCCUGGCCCCAGCUGUAGCUAGCUCUGGCCUGCCCACAGGAACACAAGAGGGUGGGGCACAGUCAGAGGCCUCCCUGGGGCUCCUGCUCGGCCCCCACCCCACCCCCACCUGAGGUCUCCGCUGCCACCCCCUGGUCCAGCAAAGCCUCUGCACAGGGAUGCACCCAGCCAGGCCCUCAAAGGCAUCUCAGAGCCUGGGGCAGGAUCUGAGGAUACCACGGUCUCUGGGGACACCCUCCCCUGUGGCCCCGUCCCUUGCAAGGAAUCACCACCACCUCCAGAGGCCUUUGUUAGGAGUAGGAAGGGAGUUAGCCGGAUUCGAGUAGGUGCUGAAGGCGCCACAAGUGAUCAGAGCUAGCCCAGAAUCACCGCGACCCACAGCGGCUGAACCCCAUCCCCCAGCCAGGCCCGGCCGCCCCAUUCAUGGGCUGAUGGUGCCACCCUGUGGCCAGAAGCCUCUAUGACAGCCCCAAGGCUUGCAAUUCCAAUCCCACUGAGAUCCCAUCAUUCCACAGCCACCAUCACCUCGCUGAAAAGUACAUCAAAUUGUGCACCUGAACCACAGACAGUAACAAUCAACCAACUUUUCAGGGCUUGAUGCCAUAGUCCCAAGGCCAAGGCAAUCCUGGAGAUCAUCUUGGGCCCAUUUCACAGAUAGAGAAACAAGCUCAAAAACCCUCACGCCAGCAGCAGCAAAGAUCACUGGCUACAGGAGGCCCCUGGAUCCCAACAGGCCUGGCUUCCUCCCCCGGCUCCACCUGGCAUGAUUUGGGUGAGUCGCUUCCUGUCUCUGAGCCUCGAUGUGCCAUCUGUAAAAUGGGACUGAUGCCAUUUCGAUUUCACCUGCACUUGUCAACAAUGAAGUGACAGCCAGACUGGUCACUGUCGCUAGGUAGGAACGCCGCUCCGUCCCACUCAGGCCUCGCGCCCCACCGUGCACUGGCUCGAAUCUAGUCUGCAAUGACAGAUGUAGCCAGGGCCAUGCUGGGCUCCCUAGGGCGACAGCCAGUGUCCCCCCGCACCUGCUCCAGCCCACAUCCUGCUCCGGUGGCUGUCCUCAGCCCUCCUCCAUGGGCAGUCCUCCCUGCAUUCAUAUGACCCCCACCACCACUCUCAUUGUCAGGCUCCCCAGAGCAGAUAAAGGGCAGCAAAAGCCAUGGUGCUCCCUGCUGGAUGAAACAGUGGCUGCAGCUUCCGGUCCCCCGUCCCAAGCACGGGACUCCUUUGUAGCGUUGCCUCCUCUUGGCAGUGCACUGUCACACACUGUGUUAGAGGGCUCAGCUGCCUCUGGGGUGGGGAGCACCUGACUCACGAGUCGGCGAGAGCAGCUCUGGGCCCAGCUCUGUCACCCACCAGCCACGGCGCACCCAGCAGGCUCCUGCAACCCUCUCCACCCUGGUCUCCUCAUCUGUGGAUCGGAAGGAUGAGCACAUGCUGGGCGUGGCGAGAAGUGAUCCGGCUGAGGCCUGGUCUGCAUACAGUAGGUGCUCAGUAAGCAUGGACCCUUAGCCUGGCAGCUGCUUUGGCCUCAACAUUUCCAUCUCUUUCCAGUUUGCGCCCCUAUUCGGGCCUUGCCUGCACCCUUGCCCCCCAAGUCCAUCCUCCAUCAUAACCACAGAAAUGGAGGAGCCCGCCUUAGAGCACAGAGUCCGGCCUCUGAAAUCCCGAGUUCAAAUCCUGCUUGAGCCCCUACUCGCUGCUCAGUCUGGGCCAAGUUAGCAGAACUAUCAGAACGUCGGGGCCCCCGAGGGAGCAGGGACAGCCACGUGCAGCCAGCACGUCACCCAGGGCCAACAGAGGGCCACUGGGCAGGCGCUUGCACUACGGCUGCAUCCCUGCCACACUGGGAAGCCCAGAGUGUGUUCCUGGCCCCAGCUGCAGCCUGGCCCAGCCCCAGCUGCUGCAGCCAUUUUGGGAAUGAACCAACAGGUGGAAGCUCGCUCUCUCGCUCUCUCUCUCUCUCUCUCUCUCUAGCUUAUUUGAUAAUUGAUUAUUAAAUAAACGGCUGCUCUGGUUU
Oryctolagus cuniculus (rabbit) is the source of this 4641-nucleotide messenger RNA. The record is from RefSeq and is a predicted model, not a curated record. NCBI's taxonomy places the organism in Eukaryota, Metazoa, Chordata, Mammalia, Lagomorpha, Leporidae.